Molecule: messenger RNA, 1675 nt
Organism: Capsicum annuum
Lineage: Eukaryota; Viridiplantae; Streptophyta; Magnoliopsida; Solanales; Solanaceae
Product: methionine aminopeptidase 1B, chloroplastic
Exons: 4
Coding region: 57-1271 (404 amino acids)
Biological process (GO): proteolysis
Molecular function (GO): metalloaminopeptidase activity
Source: RefSeq, a predicted model, not a curated record
CUUUGAUUCCAAUAAAACUUACAGGACCUGAAAACUAUGGAUUAUGGAGUCGCUCCAUGAGAUUAGCUCUUUUGGUAAAGAAUAAACUAGGGUUUGUGGACGGAACUUGUGUAAAAAGCUCUUACAAAGGAAAUCGAGAGGCACAAUGGGAGAGGUGUGAUGCUGUGAUUUUAUCAUGGAUCAGUGCAACAGUAGCUCCUGAGUUGGUGACGAGCAUCAUGUAUGGUUCAAAUUCACGAAAAAUUUGGAAUGAUUUCAAGGAAAGGUUUGAUGAAUCAAACUUGACCAGAAUUUUUCAUUUAUGGAAGGAGAUAGGCUCACUUACACAAGGUACAGAUUCAGUAACUACCUAUUAUUCUAAAUUGAGAGACUUGUGGGCUGAAUUAGAUGUUACGGUACCAUCACCGGGGUGUGAAUGUGAAGAAACAAAGCCUUUUAUCGAACACAUGGUGCAGUUACGUUUACUGCAAUUCCUUGUUGGAUUGAAUGAAAGUUUUGCUCAAGUGAGAAGUGCUAUCUUGCUUAAAACACCUGUACCUAGUGUGAAUCAGGCAUAUGCAGUAGUAAAUCAAGAAGAAAACCAAAGGAAAUUGGGAAUGACAGAUUCUGGGAAGGAGGCUUUAACCUUGUUUGCUGGAAGGAAUCAAGGUUUCCAGAAGAAUCAACACUAUGGUUUACAGAAGAAUCAACGCUAUCAAGGAUAUCAAGGAAGUGAUCAAGACGAGAAGUGUAUCCACUGUGGUUGCAAAGGGCACUUGUCCAUAAACUGCUAUCGUUUAAAAGGUUAUCCUCCAGAUUUUAAGAGUAAAAAGGGUGAAAAGAUUUCGAAUGAACAAGGAAACAAUGCUGGAACAUAUGCUCACAAUCGAAAUGACCAAGGAAAUGGAUCCAAUAGAUUCUAUCGGCAAAAUUCACCAAAAGAUGGACAUGCUGGAGGUCAAAAGUCUUAUGCACAUACUUCAGCGUUUGAAAUGGGAAGCAGCUCAAACCAACAACUUCAAGGAAGGCAUUUCUCAGAGGAACACUAUGGGAAGAUUCUGGACAUGUUGGAUAAGGAGUCAGCAGCAGAAUGUAAGUCCAACAUGGCAGUGAACAUGCUGAAAAAUUUGGUUAUGGUGUUGUUGAUCGUUUUGUUGGACAUGGCAUUGGGACAGUAUUUCACUCCGAACCACUUAUAUUUCAUCACCGUAAUGACAAGUCCGGCUUCAUGGUUGAAGGGCAAACAUUUACUAUUGAACCAAUACUCACAUUGGGAAGCACAGAAUGUGUAACAUGGGAAGAUAACUGGACAACUCUGACUGCUGAUGGUAGCCCUGCUGCUCAGUUUGAACAUACUAUUUUGAUUACAAAAACUGGUGCAGAAAUUUUGACAACAUAUUAAUUCUACUUACACUAUUAAUUACAGUAUGGUUCUAGUUAGUGGUGUUCAUAUCAUAAUUCUUGUGAUUGUUGCUCCAUAAUAGGAAAUAUAGACAUUUAUGUAGAGAUCAAUACAUGAAAUGUUAGGAAAUAUUGUUCUUUAUAACACUGAGGAUCUACUUUGAUUUGUUGCACUUCAGUCGAGGAUCUUUUGUAAACAAUCUACCCGCAAGGUAGGGGUAAAGUUUGUGUACAAUAUUUUAUCCUUAUCGGACCUCACUUGUGAGAGUAUACGGGAUAUGUUGUUGUUGUACAA